AUGGAUGGAUUCAGGCUUGUGAAGCUCAAUGAAGUCAUCAGACAAGUUGACAUCGUCAUCACCUGCACAGGGAACAAGAACGUGGUGACCAGGGAACAUCUGGACCGGAUGAAGAACGGCUGCAUUGUCUGCAACAUGGGGCACUCCAACACGGAGAUUGAUGUGGCCAGCCUGCGUACCCCUGAGCUGACCUGGGAGAGGGUGAGGUCUCAGGUGGACCAUGUCAUCUGGCCAGAUGGGAAGAGAAUAGUCCUUCUGGCAGAGGGCCGCCUGCUGAACCUGAGCUGCUCCACCGUCCCCACCUUCGUCCUCUCCAUCACUGCCACCACACAGGCCCUGGCUCUGAUAGAGCUCUACAACGCUCCCGAAGGCCGCUACAAGCAGGACGUGUACCUCCUGCCCAAGAAAAUGGAUGAGUACGUGGCCAGCCUUCACCUCCCAACCUUUGAUGCCCACCUGACAGAAUUAACAGACGAACAAGCGAAAUACCUGGGCCUGAACAAGAACGGACCUUUCAAACCAAACUACUACAGAUAUUAAGUUCCUGCCGCCGCUGCGUCCCGGAGAACCGCGAGGAACAAGAGCCCAGAUCUUUUCUCAACUCCCGGACAGGAUGAAGCAGCACGAGUUUCCUAGGUCAGAGCUGGGCUUGCUCCCGCAGCAGGCGCUGUGGUUUAGGUUAUUUAUUUAUUACAUUAGAACGCUGUAUGUGCGGCCGCUGCCACUGGCGCUCGUCCCGCUGCGGGACUGGGAUGCGGUGGAGUUCUUUCCCUUCGUUUCGUUUCGUUUCGUUUUAGUUUUGGUUCUCUU
Messenger RNA from Calypte anna (Anna's hummingbird), 810 nucleotides. RefSeq names its product putative adenosylhomocysteinase 3. Gene Ontology annotation, cellular component: cytosol. NCBI's taxonomy places the organism in Eukaryota, Metazoa, Chordata, Aves, Apodiformes, Trochilidae. The coding region runs from base 1 to 540 and encodes 179 amino acids. The record is from RefSeq and is a predicted model, not a curated record. Gene Ontology annotation, biological process: L-methionine cycle. The transcript is spliced from 7 exons.